CGUCUUUCGGUCUUUGAAACUUUUCAAAAAUGGCGGCUCAAAUUAGCGAAGGAGUGACAAAAGAGAUUUUAAAGCCAGGCUUUGGAGAAAUGCCUAAAGUUGGCGAUAUGAUUACAGUUCAUUGUACAGGAAGCUUGGUUAACCCGCCAAAGAAAUUUUGGAGGUUAUAUGGCUUAUCUGCGUGUUGAAAUUUGCGAAUAAUAUUAGACACUUAUUAGAUUUGCUUUUAUAGUGGACACAAGUUGACACAAGACAAUCAGUAUGAGAUUACGAGUUGGAGACUGACAAUGACUGAAUUAUAACUUAAAUUGUCAGCCUUGAGUGUAAACUUUGUUUCGUGUGUACUCAAGCAAACUUGGGAAUUAGUGAAGUAUAAAAACUAGAGCAUUAGCAGGCAAAAUGAAACCUUGCAAUAAUAAGACUUUCUUUUGCAGUACAAGCGAUCCAGGACAGCAGCCAUUUAGUUUCCAAGUCGGUUUAGAGAAAGUUAUUAAAGGUAUCAUUGUCUAUUUUUUUUUUUUGCACUACAACAUACAAUAAAUAACUAGCAUUGCUUCAGGCAGGUAUAAAGGUCGGACCAGAUGGCUAGUCGGACUUUACUCGACCCUAACUCUGUCGCUGGUAUAAAAGUUGGACCGGAUUGCUUGUCCACUUUGGGUCAGGAUUGGGUCUGAUCCGGCUUUUAUACCAGCCUCGUUAUUACACUGUGUAAUUACACUUUCUAAUAACUACCACCAAUGUUUUUGUCUAAUUAUUUCCCCAGGUUGGGAUGAAGGUUGUCUCACUAUGAAGAAAGGUGAAAGAGCAAGAUUUGUUUUACAAGCACACAAGGCUUAUGGUUCUGGUGGUUUUCCGGCAUGGGGAUAUCCUUUUUAUACGACAUUGUGAUCUCUUGAUUUCCAUUGGUCAUACUGACAGCAACAACAAUGACACCAAUAAGAACAACAAUUACAAGACCACCACAAAUGUGCACAAACAAACAAACAAACAAACAAACAAACAGUAGCUGCAAUGAUACAUUCAUAGCAAGUACAACUCACUACAACACCUACAAACAAUCACAAAACAACAACAAUACGAACUACAACAACAGUGACUACAACACCAACAAGGGCACAACACCACCAACAAUAUCUAGGUCCAGAUAUUGUAUUUCAAGUCUGUUGCCUAUGCCGAGAACAGAUUGUCUGAACAUUGGCUACAACAUCUAACUCAUUGGUUAAAAACAAAGUACCAUCAUUAGUUGAAAACAAAGUACCAGACUGUAAUAUUGGCGUACCUACUGUACAUAAGAACGCAAAAUAUCGCACCCCAAGUCACAUAUAAUUAUCUUUAUCUGCAUAAAGUAUUCUAUCCUUUGUUGUACUGUUUUCUUUAACUUGGCUUACAAUCCCACAGAAUGCACCUCUAGAAUUUGACAUUCAAUUACUGAAGAUUAAUAACAGAUAGAAACAGCAUAAAGAAUUGAAAAAAUAUUGAACUGAAUUUCUGCAUGUAGUUCAUAAUGUACUAUUAGGAAAUAGCUUUGUAAUGUAUUAACUGGUAAUAAUGCUGUGAAUUUUGAUUAAAUAAAUAAAAUACUGGUAGUGGAUACCAAAUAGUGGUUGGGCAUUGUUUCGUCUUUCUUUUGUGGGUAGUUCUAAACUCUUAUAAGUGUCAAUACAAAUUAUGGAGCACCGUAUAAUAUGGAAACCACCUAUAUUACUAUAUAAUGAAAGCAAAGCAAUUUGCAAACCGGUAGAAAUGGAAAAAAUAAGCAAUGUUCCCCUAAACAGUCUGUACUGUAGUUUGCAAAUUAAACAGCGUACCUGAAUUGCGUGUGAAAACUCUUAAGUUUGAAAAAUACAUAUUUUAUUUAUUACAUAGAUUAUACAUUAAAUUUCUACAUUAUUACAACUUGUGAUUAAAAACACAUUGAUUAAAAGAUAAGUUGCUCAAAAAGUCGAAUCUUACUUUGCGGAAGCGUAUCAACCGUAUGGCAACGUUUGCUCAAAGCGCACAAACCAGGAAACAUUGACAUUGUUUCCUAGCCAUGGCUCCCAAAGGUAGAGAAAAACCAGAAAACAUUGUUUUCUAGCCAUGUUUUCCAAAGGUGGGCAAACCAUUACCAUGCAGGAAACAUUGUUUUCUGACCAUAUUUUCCAAAGUUGGGCAAACCAGGAAACAACAAACCGCAACAAAAAAGAUUGCGCUUGGGAAACAAAACGUUUCUGAAGUUCUUGGGAAACAAAUCAUGUUUCCGUAACAGGUUUCGAGGGAUGGAAAAUGAAGUCUCCACGUUUGCCUAGAGGCUUAGGCGACCUCGAACAACUAAAUAAAUCCUAAAUCGUAAAUAUUUAUAUUGCCAAUAAAAAGUUUCAUAAACUUACAGUACCUAAUUAUUGUUAUCAUCUUCUAGAAAUGAUCUAACAUUCGUUUUGAAUCGAAUCCAAAAAGUGAAUUUGACCAUAAUGGGGAUAAGACAUAUACUGUAUCGCUAAUUGUAAAACUCGGUCACAUAAUAUUUAAAACCCAAUAAAUAAUGACUAAUAUUUCUAUACUAACUGUGCUAUAACCCACUGUUAAAUAGUGGACAUAUUAGAAUUGUUUCCCUGGGAAUCGAAUUAUCGAAGAACAAGUGACAAGCACUACAUUGGUAGCAACAUUAAAGUUUAUGAAUUGAUGGUUUCAAUAAGCUUCAGGAGUUCAUGAGACGGAUGAAUCGGAUGAAAGUCAACUUCACAAAUAUUGACAUCUAUAUUGGAACAAGAAAAUUAUACUACAUUUCCCAUUUCUAAUGUACCAAAAAAAAGAUUUGCAUUUUUUCAUUCUGAUAACUACAGGUUGACCACCAUCUGCUGCGCGCCUGCGCGAUAGUUCUUAGUGAAACCCUAACUAAAUGUCAGCUACCAACCGAGUGCUUGCCAACUAGAUUCAGCUAAUAUAUUAUUUCAACGAUUCCGUAUCGUUUAUUUGAACAUAUCGUCCAGUUCCGAGUUCAGGUUAUCCAACAUUCCUUGGAUGUCAUUGAAGAGCGAGUCUGUUUUACUGCAAA
Messenger RNA from Paramuricea clavata, 3034 nucleotides. NCBI's taxonomy places the organism in Eukaryota, Metazoa, Cnidaria, Anthozoa, Malacalcyonacea, Plexauridae. The record is from the annotation of a GenBank genome assembly.